GUACGGUUGAAACUCGCCAACCUAUUGAGGUGCUAAUGUCCAAGCCUGAAUAUAAAAAGCAAAGGGAUCUGUUUCUCCAAGGUUUCGCCCAAGUUCAACAACGAGAUGCGGAUGAUCCCAAAUCUUUUUUUGCAGUUGCUGGUAUCCACGGUCUUCCAUUCGUGCCUUAUGACUUAUUGCCCGGAGAAAAAAUACCGUCUACAGACUGGAAUAAAGGAGAACUUGAUCGUUGGGGUGGCUAUUGUCAUCAUGGUGAUAUUCUCUUUCCAACCUGGCAUCGUGCAUAUGUAUUAUUGCUUGAGAUGCUCAUAUACGAAGCAGCAGAAGAGAUUGUAAAUGGUUAUGGAAACGGAAAAGAAGUUGAUGAAUAUAAAAAGGAACUUAAGAAAAUUCGAUUUCCGUACUGGGAUUGGGCCAGUCCCUCCACCCUUGUUCAAGGCGUACCUUCGGUCAUACUUGAGGAAUAUGUUUAUGUUGACACCCCGACGACAAAAAAUUCUAGAAUUCGAAAUCCUCUUCGUGCCUAUACCUUGCCUGUAAAUGUUGGAACAUUAACACUUGUUGGUGAUACUUCUAACCCAACGCAAAGACCUUACACUCCAGGGACCGAAAUACCCUUUGUACCCUAUACACCAGCCGGAUAUGCAACCGUCAGAAAUCCGGAUAGCAAUUAUCUUACUAAUGGGGAUGUCACUAAGCUCAAUGUUGUCACUUUUUGCAGUUCUAUAUUCCGUCCAACCAUGUACCAAGUUCUUUUAGUUGAUAAAUGGCGCCAGUUCAGCAAUCAUGGAAAUUUUCCAGAUGAACCCGAAGGAAACCUUGGUCAUUUUUCAUCAAUUGAAGUUGUUCACGAUGCCGUUCAUGAUGCGAUUGGAGGAGUUGGUGGUCAUAUGUCGUAUCCUGACAUUGCUAGUUUUGAUCCAAUCUUCUUCCUUCACCAUGCCAAUGUGGAUCGCCUUACUGCCAUUUGGCAAGCUUGUCAUCCUGAUGUUUGGAUCAUUGGAAAUAAUUAUACCGAAGGCACCUUUACUAAUGAAUAUGAAAAACUAAUCGAUAAAAAUACCGACCUUACUCCAUUCCGUAAAACUGGGGAUACCUAUUGGAACUCGGAUGAUGUCAGAUAUAUAAAAACACUUGGAUACAAUUAUCCUGAACUUGAAUCUGAAAUCGAAAUAAAUAAACUUUUGUUUAACAUGCUGAGCUAUUACCAUCCUAACAGUUACUUACGUUAUCAUUGGAAACUCACCUUAACCGUCAAGAAAAGAAUGGUUGGCUCACCAUUCCAAAUUCGGGUAUUCCUUGAUUUUCCAACUGCUGAUGCUUUGACUCCUGUUAACAGCCCAAAUUUUGCUGGUCUCGUAUCAAUCUUUGCUCGUGGUAAAGAAACAAGUUGUGGUAAUUGUAUUUCUAAUCCAGAAGCGGUAGUGAACGGCAGUGUUGACCUUACCACGUGCAUGCAAAGGCUCUUUAUCGAUCUAAAUGUUGAACCCAACCAUGAUGGUAGUAUUACUCCCAGUUUAAAGGCUAAUCAAAUUACUCUUGUGGCCGUUUUGAAGGAUGGGAGUGGGAUAAGUCUUGAAGAUGCUGGUUUAAUUACUGCAAAUUAUUGGGUAAUUGAUGAAUCUAAUAAUGAUCCGAAACAAUGGACACAGUCUAAAAUUGGAUGUGUUUAUCCUCAACCUUCCGACAACUGA
Messenger RNA from Paraglomus brasilianum, 1694 nucleotides. NCBI's taxonomy places the organism in Eukaryota, Fungi, Glomeromycota, Glomeromycetes, Paraglomerales, Paraglomeraceae. The record is from the annotation of a GenBank genome assembly.